UCACGUUAAUCACCAUGUGCAAUUAUAUAAUAAAAGGACAAUAUCUUAAAAAGUUCUUUCACUUUGAUAUACAGAACAAAACGCAGCACCAUGUUCGUUAUUCUUCUUUGCGCGUGCAUUGUUUACGCCAACGCAGCUCCAUCUGUAUCUAAAGGUCCUUGCCACUUUGAUGGGUUCGCAUAUGCAGCGGGUGAGACUAUAUUGUUGAAGGGUUGUCUGGGCACCAUCGAAUGCCUUGGUGACGAAAGUUAUGGAAACAUGAAGGAGCUCGAUGGAAUUUGCCCAGAUAAACAAGCAAGAGAGGUGGACGGACAAACUGGAUGUCUGUUUGAUGGCCGUGUGUAUUCUGCUGGACAAACUAUUAUUGUAGGAAAAUGUGAAGCUCAAUUAACUUGUCUAGGAUAUAACAGUUAUUCCGAGAAAACAAUGCUAGGCGGAGUUUGCCCAGAAAAACAAGCAAGAGAAGUGGAUGGACAAACUGGAUGUCUGUUUGAUGGCCGUGUGUAUGCUGCUGGACAAACUAUUAUUAUAGGAAAAUGUGAAGCUCAAUUAACUUGUCUAGGAUAUAACAGUUAUUCCGAGAAAACAAUGCUAGGUGGAGUUUGCCCAGACAAACAGACAAGAGAUGUGGACGGACAAACUGGAUGUCUGUUUGAUGGCCGUGUGUAUGCUGCUGGACAAACUAUUAUUAUAGGAAAAUGUGAGGCUCAAUUAACUUGUCUAGGUUACAACAGUUAUUCCGAGAAAACAAUGCUAGGCGGAGUUUGUCCAGAUCAGCAAACAAGAGAUGUGGAUGGACAAACUGGAUGUCUGUUUGAUGGCCGUGUGUAUGCUACUGGACAAACUAUUAUUAUAGGAAAUUGUGAAGCUAAAUUAACAUGCCUAGGAUAUAACAACUAUUCCGAGAAAACAAUGCUAGGUGGAGAUUGCUCGGAAAAACAAUCAAGAGAUGUAAACGGACAAACUGGAUGUCUGUUUGAUGGCCGUGUGUACGCUGCUGGACAAACUAUUAUUAUUGGAAAUUGUGAAGCUAAAUUAACAUGCCUAGGAUAUAACAAUUAUUCAGAGAAAACCAUGCUAGGAGGUCAGUGCUAACUGGGGAACUACAAAACACUAAAACUUCAUGUCAUAUAUUGUUUUAUUCAUAACUUGUUAUCCUAUAUGUAAUAAAUAAAUUCAUUUUUAUACAGAAAAACAGGCGCUUUGUUUUCUCUUUUUUGCUCAUAAUAUUAUACAAUAACUAAUGAAAAAUAACAACAAGGUAAAACAAUUACAACAAAUAAAACUUUAUAAGAAAACUAGAUGAAUUUUGCAAUCAAAGAUAACAAAAAAAACCCUCACAAAACAAGAGCUGCCUUUCGGACAGUUUGCUCUACUAUUCUCAGUGUUUAACAAGAGCCUGGAAUAAUCCAAGUUCACUAACUUAAAGCAAAUAAUUGGUGUAAAAUCA
Messenger RNA from Ruditapes philippinarum (Manila clam), 1450 nucleotides. RefSeq lists its product as uncharacterized. The record is from RefSeq and is a predicted model, not a curated record. The transcript is spliced from 13 exons. The coding region runs from base 91 to 1095 and encodes 334 amino acids. Lineage: Eukaryota; Metazoa; Mollusca; Bivalvia; Venerida; Veneridae.